AUGGAGAAGAUUGACGAUACUGGCAUAAUGGGCGAUGCGUCGCUUGGGAACGACUCUGCGACGGAGGGCGAGAUUGAGGCUGCGAGACCGAAGGAGCAGAUCGAGAGUGAGACUGAUGAGCUGGAUUGGGAUAACAGUCCUCAUAAUCCUUUCAAUUGGCCAGCAUGGAAGAAAGCCCUCCAAGUCGUGAUGCUAUCCUCAGCAGGUCUUCUAUCGCAAGUCCACCCCAUCCCAAUCGCCCUCCUGCCUCUGACACUCUACGUCCUGGCCCUCGGCUUCGGGCCUGUAAUCGGCGGUCCGUUAUCAGAAACUAUAGGCCGCUAUCCUAUCUACGCAGCGAGUAUUCCUCUUGGCGCACUGUUCACUAUGGGCGCGGGCUUCGUGCACAACAUCGGAGGGUUAAGCUUUCUGAGAUUCAUGGCGGGUUUAUGCUGGGCGCCUGUUUUGGCUGUUGCGCCGGGGACGUUGUCGGAGACGUUCACGCCGAAGAACAGAGGGCCUGUUUCAGCAGUUUUCAUCCUCAUGCCGUUUUUGGGCCCAGGAUUGGGACCGGUCAUAGGCUCCUUUGUGGUGAAUCGAAAGGGCUGGCGAUGGACGCAGUGGACGUUGGUCUUCUUUUCGAUACUGGCUAUGAUCAUCACUGCGUUCUCACACGAGACAUUUCAUCCGGUUAUCAAGCGACGACUUAUGAAGAAGAGGGGAAUGAAGGUUGAUCCUCCGCCGCCGAUGGCUGCUCGACUCAAGAUGUUUGCCCUCGUGGCAGUUGUCAGACCUAUUCGCAUGCUUCUGCUGGAGCCUAUCACUGGAUUCAUCUGUCUAUACGUUGCAGCAGAAUUUGGAACACUCUUCAGUUUCUUCGCCGCCGUGCCGUAUACAUUUGGACGAGUCUACCAGUUCUCCAUCGAAGAGUCAGGUCUUGUCUUCCUGUCCAUCGUCAUCGGCUGCUUUCUAGGACUCAUCACCGUUAUUCUCUGCGAUGUGUUCCUGUAUAGAAAACAAGCGCCGAAAUACCCCCCUCACCAGAUCCCACCUGAGCAUCGUCUUUACCCCUCCAUGAUUGGAAGUAUCGGAUUGCCAAUUGGAUUGUUCUGGUUUGCGUGGACGGCACGACCGGGUGUUUCUUGGGCAAGUCCCGCAGCAUCGAUGAUCAUCUUUGCCUGGGGAAACCUAUGUGUGUUUGUUAGCACCAUGCAGUAUAUCACUGAUACUUAUCAUGGAAGUGUUGUCGCAAGCGCUGCUAGUGCCAACAGUCUGGCACGCUAUGGUUUUGCGGGAGUCUUUCCGCUGUUCACGAUUCAGAUGUAUGAGAAACUGGGUAUUGAUUGGGCUAGCAGUCUUUUGGCCUUCGUUGCGCUGGCCUUGCUGCCAGUUCCGUGGGUGUUGUUCAAAUACGGCCCGAACAUUAGGGCUAAGAGCGCUUAUGAGACCGUCAAGUUCAAUUAA
Messenger RNA from Fusarium fujikuroi IMI 58289, 1443 nucleotides. RefSeq names its product related to mfs-multidrug-resistance transporter. The transcript has 4 exons. The record is from RefSeq and is a predicted model, not a curated record. Bases 1 to 1443 code for a protein of 480 amino acids. Gene Ontology annotation, molecular function: spermine transmembrane transporter activity; spermidine transmembrane transporter activity. Lineage: Eukaryota; Fungi; Ascomycota; Sordariomycetes; Hypocreales; Nectriaceae. Gene Ontology annotation, biological process: transmembrane transport; spermidine transport; spermine transport.